This is a messenger RNA of Paramisgurnus dabryanus, 3593 nucleotides long. RefSeq lists its product as uncharacterized. Lineage: Eukaryota; Metazoa; Chordata; Actinopteri; Cypriniformes; Cobitidae. The record is from RefSeq and is a predicted model, not a curated record.
AGAUGGCGGCUCGGGCAAGCACCGCGUUUUAAGCUCUUGCUCAUUUGCCCCGAAAUUUAACUAAAGUUUUAAAGUGAUUGAGUGUACGGCUGUAUAUAAAGUAUUUUGAACAUUUUGUUAACCGACUGAUACACUAUAAGUUCCAAGUUUAAGGUAUACGCGAAGUUAUUUUGCCGAAAUGCCGAACGGGAAGGCCGAAUCUAAAUCAGCCGCUAACGUUACACCAGCCCAUGCCAACAUGGAUCAUGAUUACACGCCGAUGGAUGCUACAACUAGUAGCAGGACGAAAAGGAAAGUUUCCCCUGGUACACCAACUGAAAGUACAGCUCCUCCUUCUAAAGUUAAGUCGUCAAAUGAUUCAUUUGAUAUUCCAAACGCGUCUCUUGUUGAAGCUAUAGAAAAGCUAACCUUUAAAAUUGACAGCUUUGGUGACCAGUUAAGAGAAAACUCAGUCAUGGUUGCUAGCAUCACCAAACUAGUGGAGCUGAAUGCCACUGAGAUCAAAGAAUGCAAAGACAAGAUACAAGCUGUGGAAAAAGAAGUGCCUCGUAUUGUAAAGGAAAACAAGGAGCUGAAAGAAAGAGUCAAUGAGUUGGAACGUUACAGGAGACGCUGGAACCUUAAAAUUCAUGGCCUGAAAGAAAAAGACGACGAAAAUAUCAGAGUCGUUGUCAUGAGAAUCCUGUCCAAAUUAGCACCGCAAUGGGAGACAUCCAUGGAAUCGAUUGUUGAUUCUGUUCACCGCAUAGGGAGAAAAGAAGAAGGGAGAGACAGACAAACAAUCAUCCAGUUCACCAUGCGAUUCCACCGGGAUUCCUUCUGGAAGCUGUCCAAAAACUCUAGGAUUUGCAAAGACUUGGGUAUUCACUUCAAACAGGACUUUUCUAAAGCUGACAGAGAAGCUCGUGCAGCGGCAUGGCCGAAAAUGGAGCAAGCCAGGGCGGCUGGACAGAACGUGUUCUACAAGGGACAUGUGGGCUAUAUCAACGGAUUGGAUCCCCAAAAUAGAUGAGCGUUUCAAAGAUGUGUGUGAUGCAGACAUCAGUAUGGAUGAAGUUGAAAAAGCCAUGAAAUGUUUACCACUAGACAAAUCACCUGGUUCAGAUGGAUUAACAAGUAACUUCUAUAGACAUUUCUGGGAGCAUAUAAAAGACCUAAUUUUUCACAUGUUAAAAGAAAUUUCUGAAUUACACAUUUUACCAACAACUAUGAAGCAAGGAAUUAUUACUCUCAUCCCCAAACCUGGGAAAAAUCCAAAAUUAAUAGAUAAUCUUAGACCCAUAACAUUGCUUAAUAAUGACUAUAAAAUUUUAACUCACAUUUAUGCUAACCGAUUAAAAACUGGUAUUUCACAGAUCAUUUCUGAAACACAGUCAGGUUUCUUAAAAGGGCGUUCUAUUCAUAAUAAUAUACGUCUGGUGCUUGAUUUACUGGAUUAUAGUCAUUUCAUUGAAGAUGAUGGCUUUAUUUUAUUUUUAGAUUUUUUUAAAGCUUUUGACACAAUUGAACACACAUUUAUGUUUCGCACUUUAGAACUAUUCGGUUUAGGUGACAAUUUUAUUAAUAUGGUCAAAUUAAUUUAUAAAGAUACUAAUAGUACAGUAAUACUACCAAUGGGAACAUCACCAAGAUUUUCAGUUAACAAAGGAAUCAAACAAGGUUGUCCUAUCUCUCCCCUGCUCUUUAUUGCCGCUGCAGAAAUGUUAUCCAUUCUUAUUAAAAAUUUAGAUUUUGAAAAAUUGAUAGUAUUAGGAAAACCCUUAGCCAUUAGCCAACUGGCUGACGACACAACCAUUUUUAUGAAAAACAUAAACCAAAUUCCAAAAAUUCUUCAAACUAUAGAGCUUUUCUCUAAAGCAUCUGGAUUAAAUCUAAAUCUUAAAAAGUGUGAAUUAUUACCUAUUCAUAAUUCCCCUCACUCAUCCUUUUGCAAUAUUCCUAUUAAAAACACUGUAAAAUAUUUGGGUAUACACAUUACAAAGGAUUAUAAUUCACUUAGUACUCUUAAUAUCUGUAAUAAUUUAGUGAAGUGUAAAUCUCUUUUGAAUUUAUGGUCUCAAAGGGAUAUUUCUAUUAUUGGUCGAAUAUUUCUAACAAAAAUGGAAUGUAUCUCUAGACUUGUCUACCCUGCUUACUCACUUCCGUUUUCUAAGAAUGAAAUUAAAGCUAUAAACCAAGCGAUCUUUAACUUUAUCUGGAAAGGUAAAACACACUACAUUAGAAAAGGGAAUUUGGUUAAAGAAGUUGAAGAAGGAGGGCUUAAAGCUAUCGACAUUGAAUGCAUCAAUGCCACCAUUAAGACCAAUUGGUUAAGAUCCUUUUUGAAAAAUGAAAAUAGUUUUUGGUUUUAUAUCCCUAGCCAAGUCUUUUUGAAAUUAGGAGGUAUUAAUUUACUUCUUAGAUGUGAUUAUGACCUUAAAAAACUCCCUGUUAAAUUGUCAGUGUUCCAUCAACAGGUUUUACUUUAUUGGAAAUUGAUUUAUAAGCAUAAUUUCAGUCCCCAUAAUGUCCCUCUGUGGAAUUGUAGAUAUGUGGUAUUUAGAAACAAGUCUAUUUUCUAUAAAAGUUGGUGGGAGAAAGGUAUAUGGUCGGUGAUGCAUAUCCUCAAUAAUAGUGGUGUUAUGUCUUUUGAAACUUUCUGUUCAAAGUAUAAUUUAUAUGAUAAGAAACUAUACGAUAAUAUGAUUAAAGCUAUUCCACUAUCUAUAUUUCAGAUGUCUCAAACCCUUUCUCAAAGCGAUGUAACCCCUGUCCUUCCUAAGCUUUUGGUAAAUGGAGUUUCUCUCACUAACCUGAUUUUACCAAACACUAUUAUUCGGGAUGCUUUUGUCAAAGAAUUAUAUCCUUUUUAUUUGAGUAAACAGUUAAUCUUUAAGUACUUUUCCAAAACUGAAAUUAAAAUUUUGAGAACGAAAUACUUUAAAUUUCCACUUGCACCGAAAGCUAAGGAGGUUCACUUUAAAAUUAUCAAUGGAAUAUAUCCCUCCAGAGAAUUUUUGAGUUGUCGAUUUGGGCUUGAGGUUAACAAUUGUUCUUUUUGUACUGAUCAAAUUGAGACAACAGAUCAUAUUUUCUUUGACUGUAUUUAUGCCUGCGCCUUUUGGGAGGACUUUCAUUAUUGGUUGUUUCCUAAAUUUGAAGACUUACCUGUAUUUAAUAAAGAAAAUGUAUUAUUUGGUAUUUUUGUGAAAGAUGGAACACAUGACUUUGCAAUCAAUUCACUUAUUAUUCUUGGGAAAUUUUUCAUACAUAAAAACAGAUUUCAGAGAACAAUUCCAAGGUUUCUAAUAUUUCAUAAGGAAUUGUGUAAUUAUUUCUCUUCAUUAAAAUUAAUGAAGAAAAAAUCUGCCAUGAAUCUGUGUUAUCUGGUGGAAACCCUUAAUCUUACAGAAAACCCCUAGUGUCUUAUUUUUAUUUAUUUUUAUUUAUUAUUUAUUUUAUUUUUUUUGUCGUGUGUCCUUUUAUUUAAUGUUUACAUUUUUGUACCAUGCUUGUCUGCUGUGUAGAAAAUUGUUUGUUUUGUACCAAGCCUUUUUGGUUGUAAACUGACUUUGUUAAAUAAAGAUUUAAAAAAAAAAAAAAAAAAAAAAAAA